Molecule: messenger RNA, 1500 nt
Organism: Prunus avium (sweet cherry)
Lineage: Eukaryota; Viridiplantae; Streptophyta; Magnoliopsida; Rosales; Rosaceae
Source: RefSeq, a predicted model, not a curated record
GGACACCGUGGUUAUUGUGGUUUGAGGUAUAAUAUUAAAAUGGGUGGUGGAAAAGAUAAGCAAAGUGGCGGGGAUCGUAACAAAAAGAUCAGAACAACUAAUGCUGUAUGGAGACCAGUCAGUACUCAAGCCACUUCCAAUGAAGAAUGCUCAGUAAGGGUGACCACAGAUGAGCUGGAAUCUGAUACUCGAGUCCAAGAAGUGCAUCGUUGCACAUCUACCAGAAUUUCAAGUGCUCACAAUGUCAUAGAGGUGGCUGCAACUAACUUUACUGCUAGUUCCAGUGCAUUGCAAGAUAAUGGAGAAAAGACAGUAUUCAGAGAAGAAUCAGUGGUUUCUACUGAAAAGCAUUCAAUUUCAGUUGAGGUUGGUGCUUCUUUGGUUCGCUUUAUUAGAGGAAAAGGGGGAUCUACACAGAGAGAGAUUGAAGAUGAGAUGGGAGUUAAGAUUAUAAUCCCCUCAUCAAAGGAGGAGGAUUCAGUUAUUAUUGAAGGCAUCUCAAUGGAAAGUAUAUCUAGAGCUUCUGAGAAGAUACAUACUAUAAUUGAUGAGGCAGUUAAGAGCCAAAAUCUUGAUUACUCUCACUUCAUUUCACUUCCAUUGGCAAUACAUCCUGAAUUAGUUGAUAAGCUUGUCAACUUUCAGAACUCCAUCCUGGGAAUUAGUGAUUCUUGCGUAGAUGAGAAACUGAAUAGUGAUUCAAAUGAAGAUACUUCUGAAAAUGAAGGAGAAGACCAAAAGUUAGAGAAAGGAACUGAUGUCGCAGUUGAACUUAAUGUUGAAGGUGACAGUGAGCAAGUUAAAGUGAAUCUAACUAACAUACCUCUUGUCAGUUAUGCUCCUAAAAUGUCAAGGGCUUCCACCCUAUCUGACUUGGGAAUUGAAAAGUCAAUAUUCAUUAAACCAAAAACGUUUCACUUAACUGUGCUUAUGCUGAAGUUGUGGAACAAAGACCGAGUUCAUGCAGCUAUUGAGGUUUUGCAGAGCGUCUCUUCAAAAGUGAUCGAUGCCUUAGAUAAUCGUCCUAUCUCCAUAAGACUUCAGGGACUGAACUGUAUGAGAGGUUCCUUGGCCAAAGCUGGUGUUGUCUAUGCUCCUGUUGAAGAAAUUGGCAGCCAGGGGAGACUUCUGCGUGCUUGUCAAGUCAUUACCGAUGCAUAUACUAAAGCUGGGCUUGUUCUAGAGAAAGAUGCUAAUCAGAAAUUAAAGUUGCAUGCAACCGUGAUGAAUGCAAGGCAUAGGAAAAGGAAGAAUCAAACGAGAAAGGUUCAAUCCUUUGAUGCCCAUGGCAUUUUCAAGCAGUAUGGGUCCGAGGAAUGGGGAGAGUAUCUUAUCCGUGAAGCUCAUCUUUCACAAAGAUUUGUGUUUGAUGACAACGGAUAUUACCAUUGUUGUGCUUCUAUACCUUUCCCUGAAACAUAUGAAUAGACUGAUUUACAGACACUCGAGAUGUACGUUUUCUUAUCUCGGGUAGGGGACAAUAUGUAUGUAAUUAAGAUA